This is a messenger RNA of Lytechinus variegatus (green sea urchin), 1635 nucleotides long. Its product is annotated as glutamic acid-rich protein-like. The record is from RefSeq and is a predicted model, not a curated record. The coding region runs from base 1 to 1635 and encodes 544 amino acids. NCBI's taxonomy places the organism in Eukaryota, Metazoa, Echinodermata, Echinoidea, Temnopleuroida, Toxopneustidae. The transcript has 6 exons.
AUGGGAUGCAUUCGGAGCAAACCGAUUCAUCGUCAGGAUGAAAGCGAGGAUGAGUACGUCUUCGAUAGCCUUGAUGAAUCUCCAUCUACUGGAUGCAAGCUGAGCAUCGUCAAAAGUGAAUCCACUGAAAACUCCUCUGACGUCAGGAGCCUACCAGAGAGAUUGGAUAUUGGGAAUGAUUAUCAUGUUGCGAUCACCCAACGAAUCGUUUCCACCUCAAACGAUAACAAUGAGGAAUCUUCUGAUGAUGUCAUGACAGAGAGAGUACAACUCAUCAGGGAUAUUGCCGACCUUCAGAUGGCUGAUUUAAGAAUGGCAAGGGAAAGGUUUCACAGAACCAUUAUCCAAAGAGAUGCCAGGAAAGUAGUUGCCUUACUGAAGAGUCAAUCAUCCACUGAUGACACACAGAUUGAUGGAGAGAACGAAUCUUCUGCACAGAAAGUUGCACUCUGGCAAUUAGAGGAGGAGGAGCAGAAGACUGAGGAGGAGGGGGACAAGGGGAAAAUGGAAGAGGAGGAUGAGCAAGAGGAGGAGGAGGAAGGGAAGAGCCUUUCCGAAGACACAGCUGUACCCGAAUUUAGAUAUUUUCAGGAUAUCAUCGCCUCUCAGAUGGAAGAACUGAGAGAUGCGCGGGAGAGACUUCAUCGAUGCGUUAUCAUGAGAAACGCUAUGAGAGUGGUGGAGGAACUGAGGAGACAGUCUACGAGUGAUACGGAAGAGGAGAAGGAGAAAGAAGAUGAAGAGGAGGAGGAUCAGGACGAAGGAAAGGAAGAGGAAUCCGACAAGGAUAAUGAGGAUGACGAGAACGAGGAGGAUGACCAUAAAGACGACGACGGAAAGGAAGAGGAGUCUAGCAAAGAUAAUGAGGAUGAGGAGGAUGACGAGGACGGGGAAGGCGAGAAGGAAGAUGACCAUGACGAAGACGAAGGAAAGGAAGAGGAGUCUGACAGGGAUGAUGGGGAUGACAAUGGAGAUAACAAAGGAAAGGAAGAGGAGUCCGACAAAGAUAAUGAGGAGGAUAACGAUGAUGACCGAGGAAAGGAAGAGGAGUCUGACAAGGAGAAUGAAGAUGAAGCGGAUGACGAGGAAGAAGAGGAGUCUGACAAGGAGAAUGAGGAUGACGAGGAAGUCGAGGAGGAGGAGGAUGAAAAUGAAGAAGACGGAGGAAAUGACGAGGAGUCUGACAAAGAGAAUGAGGAUGACGAGGACGAAGAAGACGAGGGGGAGGAUGACAAUGAAGAUGACGAAGAGGACGACAAGGAUGCGGAAAAUGACGAGAUUGAUGAGGAAGCGAAUCACGACGUUGAGAAGGAGGAGGGAGAGGAGGAUCGAAAGAGCAAUGAGGAGGAGGAGGAGCAGUUUCAUGAUGAAGAAACAGACGAAGACGCAGAAACCGAUUUCAGCUACUUUCAGAACAUGGUCCAGGCUGAGAAAGAAGAACUGAGAGCUGCCUUGGAGAGAAUACACAGGUGCGUUAUUAGAAGAGACGCAUGGAGAGUAGUGGAGGAACUGAGGGAACUCUCCCUCAGUGAUAAGGAGGAGGAGGAGGAGAAAGACACGGACAAAGGAAAUGGGCAGUAUGAAGAGGAGGAAGAAGAGAAUGAUGAAGAAGAGGAGAUGGACGCCGUCGAAUAG